Electrophorus electricus (electric eel) is the source of this 5439-nucleotide messenger RNA. It is a transcript of the gene grm1a, whose product is annotated as glutamate receptor, metabotropic 1a. Lineage: Eukaryota; Metazoa; Chordata; Actinopteri; Gymnotiformes; Gymnotidae. Gene Ontology annotation, cellular component: membrane. Gene Ontology annotation, biological process: G protein-coupled receptor signaling pathway. The record is from RefSeq and is a predicted model, not a curated record. Gene Ontology annotation, molecular function: G protein-coupled receptor activity.
GGGAGUCACUGGUUGAGUAGUACAAACUCAAGUAUCACAUCCCGGCACCGGCUGCUUCAGAAGACGGGAAAACGAUGCAUCAAAGGCUCAGGUUUUCCAGGAUGGACUCUUAUCUUCCUCCUUGCGCAUCAUGUUCACAUAAUUAGACGUGGACGCAGCACGAGACAACCAACGUCUGUAGCCUCAGCCAGGCCUGAGCGGCUGGUGGAACUGACUGAAGAUGCACAGGCCCUGGCGUGGGCCCUUCCUGCUGCUGCUACCCGCACUCCUGACUGCGCUCGGGCCACAUGCCCUCGGCAGCCUGCAUGAGCGCUCGGCGGUGCCACGUGCUGCUGGACGAUCUGUGGCACGCAUGGACGGCGACGUGAUCAUCGGGGCGCUCUUCUCCGUGCACCACCAGCCAUCGGCUGAGCGCGUGGCCGAGCGCAAGUGUGGGGACGUACGUGAGCAGUAUGGGAUCCAGCGUGUAGAGGCCAUGUUCCACACGUUGGACCGCAUCAAUUCUGACCUCGAGCUGUUGCCCAAUGUCAGCCUGGGUUGUGAGAUCCGCGACUCAUGCUGGCACUCCUCUGUGGCACUGGAGCAGAGCAUCGAGUUCAUCCGUGACUCACUCAUAUCUAUCCGGGACGACUCCAAGGAUGGAUUCAGGUGGUGCAUUGAUGGAACACCCUCCAACCACCCACCACCGACGAAGAAGCCCAUUGCGGGUGUCAUAGGGCCUGGGUCCAGCUCCGUGGCCAUCCAGGUGCAGAACCUGCUGCAGCUGUUCAACAUUCCUCAGAUCGCUUACUCAGCCACAAGCAUAGAUUUAAGUGAUAAGACGCUCUUCAAGUAUUUCCUGAGGGUCGUGCCCUCUGACACGCUCCAAGCACGUGCCAUGCUGGACAUUGUUAAGCGUUACAAUUGGACAUAUGUUUCCGCAGUGCACACUGAAGGAAAUUACGGCGAGAGUGGCAUGGAAGCGUUUAAGGAGUUGGCAGCAGAAGAGGGCCUAUGUAUUGCCCACUCUGACAAGAUUUACAGCAACGCAGGUGAGCGCCACUUUGACCGGCUGCUCCGGAAGCUGCGCGAGCGCCUGCCCAAGGCUCGCGUGGUCAUCUGCUUCUGUGAAGGCAUGACGGUGCGUGGCCUCCUCAUGGCCAUGCGGCGGCGUGGCGUGUCUGGGGAGUUCCUGCUCAUUGGGAGUGAUGGAUGGGCAGACCGUGACGAAGUGGUGGAAGGCUAUGAGCAGGAAGCAGACGGAGGGAUCACCAUGAAGCUCCAGACGGAGGAAGUGAAGUCAUUUAAUGACUACUUCCUGAAGCUGCGUCUGGACACCAACAAGCGAAAUCCGUGGUUUGCUGAGUUCUGGCAGUACCGGUUCCAGUGCCGAAUCCCUGGGCACCCGCAGGAGAAACUGAACUACCAGAAAAUCUGUACAGGAAACGAGAACCUGAGUGACAACUACGUUCAGGACAGCAAGAUGGGCUUCGUGAUCAAUGCCAUCUAUGCUAUGGCCCACGGCCUGCACAGCAUGCACCGGGAUCUGUGCGCCGGACACCGCAGCCUGUGCGAGGCCAUGGACCCCAUCGAUGGUAGCAAGCUGCUCGACUACAUCCUCAAGUCCUCCUUCACGGGCGUCUCCGGGGAGGAGGUGUAUUUCGACGAGAACGGAGACUCUCCCGGCAGGUAUGACAUCAUGAAUCUGCAGUACGUGGAGGAGCUCGGUCGCUAUGACUACAUCAACGUGGGCUCAUGGCACGAGGGCGUCUUGAGCAUUGACGAUUACAAGCUCAUGACCAACCGCAGCGAGAUGGUACGCUCUGUCUGCAGCGAGCCCUGCUCCAAGGGCCAGAUCAAGGUGAUCCGGAAAGGGGAGGUAAGCUGCUGCUGGAUCUGCACUACCUGUAAGGACAACGAAUAUGUUCAGGAUGAGUUCACCUGUAAGGCCUGUGAGCUAGGCUGGUGGCCCGACGAGGAGCUGGCAGGCUGCGAGCCUCUCCCUCUCAAAUACCUGGAGUGGAGCAGCGUGGAGUCCAUCGUUGCUGUCGUCUUCUCCUGCCUUGGCAUCCUGGUGACGCUCUUUGUCACGCUCGUCUUCGUCCAAUACCGCGACACGCCUGUGGUGAAGUCGUCAAGCCGCGAGCUCUGCUACAUCAUCCUGGCAGGCAUCUUCCUAGGCUACAUAUGCCCGUUCACACUCAUCGCCCGCCCCACGGUGGCCUCCUGCUACCUGCAGCGCCUCCUGGUGGGCCUCUCGUCAGCCAUGUGCUACUCGGCCCUGGUCACCAAGACCAACCGCAUCGCCCGCAUCCUGGCCGGCAGCAAGAAGAAGAUCUGCACGCGCAAGCCACGCUUCAUGAGCGCCUGGGCGCAGGUGGUCAUCGCCUCAGUCCUCAUUGGCCUGCAGCUAGCCCUGGAGGUGGCGUUGGUGGUACUGGAGCCGCCCGAACCGGUCAAGUCCUAUCCGAGCAUCCGCCAGGUCUACCUCAUCUGCAACACCAGCAACCUGGGCAUGGUGGCGCCGCUGGGCUACAACGGCCUGCUCAUCAUGAGCUGCACCUACUACGCCUUCAAGACCCGCAACGUGCCCGCCAACUUCAACGAGGCCAAGUACAUCGCCUUCACCAUGUACACCACCUGCAUCAUCUGGCUGGCCUUCGUGCCCAUCUACUUCGGCUCUGACUACAAGAUCAUCACCACAUCAUUCUCGGUGAGCCUGAGCGUCACCGUGGCGCUGGGCUGCAUGUUCACACCCAAGAUGUACAUCAUCAUCGCCAAGCCGGAGCGCAACGUGCGCAGCGCCUUCACCACGUCAGACGUCGUGCGCAUGCACGUGGGUGACGGCAAGGCAGCGGCGGCCGCCUGCCAGAGUAACAGCUUCCUCAACAUGUUCCGCCGGAAGAAGGAUAGCAGCCAUGCCACCAGCAGCACAAAUCCUAAUGGAAAGUCUGUGUCAUGGUCUGAAGCAGGUGCCCGGCCCCAGGGGAGGGGGUCGAGUGUGUUCCACAGACUGUCUGUGCAUGUGAGGAAGCAAACAGUCAGCCAGAGUCAGACGGCGGUCAUACGACCCCUAACUAAUGCCUCGCAACCCCCACACCCCGAGUACCACCCUGGCCUCGACACAGAUCGCAAUGGCUCACAACCCGAUGACAAGGUUCUCUACAACCUCAGUGAGGAGGAGGACGAGGGGGGCCGACACCCCCAGAGCCUGGAUGGAACAACCCACAACAGAAGGGAGCCGGUUACCUAUUCACCUGUUCACCUGAUGGACCGUAUCACAGAGCAUCGAGACAGAGGACAUGUGGACACUCUAAGCUCUAACAUUACUGCUUUCGAUGAAUUAAUAAGUGGCAAAAGAGCAAGCCCCGCCUACAAUUCAUUAUCCAAUCAGCUGCCUCUGCCCCUGCAAAGGGAAAUGCUGUCUGAAGAGGGCUCCGAAAUGGAGGCUCUCGACCUCAUUCAUGGCUUUCUGUAUGACAGCGCUGUACAAGAGGCGGAGGAGGAGGAGGGUGGAGAGGAACAGCUGGCUCAGAGCAAGCUUACUCUCCUAACCCCACCUUCGCCCUUCAGGGACUCGCUGCGAUCAGGUCUGUCCAUUCCAGGAUCGCCUGCCUCCAACGACAACCCAAACACCUCCCAGGAAGUGACCUAUGCUCCCAAACAGAGCUCCUUUACACUGUGAGAGCAGGUGCUCAGGACACAGGAAAAAGCCGGCUCCCGCUUCUCUUAUUUGUCUAUAUGCUUAUCAGUCGACUCAGUAAUGACUGUAGGAUGGCAGUUGUUCGCUUACAUGACUUUCUCUCCAUGAAAUUUCUGUCAAGAUUACAACAUCCGUAAAAGGCAGGAGAGGCCACAAAGUAAACGAAUGGAAUGUCCGGUUGGGAUUAUUUUUCUUGACGGCGGUUCUGGCAAUAUCUGUUUUCUAUUAUAUGUAUGGAAGAUUGAAAUGCCAAAACAUCAAAAUUGUUGCUUUGCCAAAACCCACUAGCUAACAUUAUAUAAUCACAGACUACGAGUCCAAAUAGCAACCUGCUGCUUCAUUAUAUCACUGUCUGCAGGAAUACGGACAACAGAGCAACAAACCUUUGUUUGAGACUAUGCUGUGUGCAUAUGGACUGUGUAGCCUGACAUCAUUGUGAUUCAUUUAUCUGAAAAUGAAUAUUGCUGAGGGAGCUCCAAAAUUGUUGGAUAUUCAGUGCAAACAUAAACAGAGACAUACAGUGUAUGGAGUUGUGUAGACAUAUAACACAGAUAAAGGAAUACAUUCACACACACACACACACACACAUAGAGAGAGAGAGAGAGAGAGAGAGAGAUUGAGCUGUAGUCAAGGCCACAAGAUCAAAAGAUAAUAUUGGUUCUGAGACUCCAUGAUCAACACAAAGAUUUUUUUAAUGAGAAUGUUAAAUAAGUAUUCAUUAAAUGCAACCAUGGGUGACCACCAAGACCCAGACCAAGAUCAUGUUUUAUAUUGGUCCAAGACUCAAGUUCUGAUGGAUACAGCUCCACACAGACACACACAGACACACACACACACACACACAAAGCAUAAAGAGCAUUAGGGCAAUCUGGUUAGGAAUGAAUGCUUUUCUGUAGAACAUGCCAACUAAGAGCUUCUCUCUUCCUUCCUUGUACACAGGUCAGUAUUUGCACCUGCAUUUUCAACUUCAGAAUCACAAAUGUUGAUUUUAGCACUUGCUUUGGAAGAUAUGUUGAGGAAGAGAUUGACUGUAUUGUUAAGCAAAUAGAUAAAUAGUAUUUUAGUCUAAAUGAAACAUUUUUUCCUGUAUUGCCAAGGUUGUUACAUUAACAAGAGAACUGUAUUCUUCACAAGUCUAUUUUUGUCUGAUGAGGAAGUUAAUCCUUGAAAAUGGAGGAAAUGUUUUUCAAAUGUUUGUAUACUGUUGAGCCAGCUAUUGUUUUUCUCUCACACAGAUGGUGUCUUUGUAUUUCUGCUAAAUGUUUCUAUGAGCAGAACGUAAGAUGAUUUCUAAGUUUUAAAAGCAUCUUAUAACUCUUUGGGAAAAAAGUGAUGUACAUUAUGUUGAAUCUGGGAUAUCUGUAGAGACUUUUCCAAAUCAACUGUAUUCUAUGAAGUUUUUACUUUUUAAGCUUUAUCUAUGGGUAGUUGCUUCUAGUGGUAACUCGUAGCAUUUACAAGUGAAUCUUGUGUAGGAUUAUGAAUUUGCAAUCGUAAUUGCUCAAUUUACUCUACGUUUCAUAUACUAUUAUUAGAAUGCAACUCUGAAAAUCUUAAAUAGCUAAUAUAUAGCCAGUAUUGUAAUAAGUAUUGUAAAUUGUAAUAUUAAGUCUUUUGUGCAAGCUGUUUGGAAAUUAAUCAUUUGUUAAAUGUAACUGACAUGGCCCAUCACCUGUUUACAUAGAAAUGAGAAAAAAAACACGAUCUUUUUUUUGCCAGGACAAAUCAUGCUGUAAAAAUAAAUAUUUUUUAUCUAA